CCUGUUAAUCAUAAUUUAUACUAAAUUACAAAUGGUCCUAGAUGACAGAAAAAUGGACUUGUUAGAAUUUAGGCCUGGGGAUGUAGGGUGCAAAGUGCUAAAUUUAUUGCAAAGAUCCCCAUUGAAGCAGCUACAGCAUUUCCAUGUCACUCCAUCUAGUCAGACCUUUAGCCAUGCACUGAAUAAGUUGACAUUGGCUGUGUCUCAGAUUUUAUUCUUAUUUAUAUUUUUAUUAUUUAUUAAUUUAAGUAACACCUUGGAAUGCAACGUUCCAUCAAGUUCUCCACUCACUCUCACAUUUAAUGAUUUGCUUCAAAGAGACGUGAUCUUCAGCAAAUGUCUCACAGCUCCUGUUGAAGGCAGAAAAUUUUUACAUCUCUCUGUGGAGUAUCUCUCUUUACCAUCUGGUGCACAACUCAUGAUAUACACUGAUGGCGAAUCUCUGCUGCUUGACCAUUCUUGCCUCAUGGAGUGCAGUAACCAACCAUCAACAAAUGCUGCUGCUGCCUCAUACGAUCUGCUGGCUGAUGUGCGCAACCUCCAACUCAGUCUUGAGAAAGAAAUUAUUGACUCUGAAAUAUUUCUUGCCAGCAAUGAAAAGAUUGAAGAAAGGUCUAAGAGAAGUGACUUGAAGUUUGAGGUGAAUGUGGAUCGAAAAAAUAUUGAAAAAAUGGCACGCCUGAAAGAAUUUGCUAGUGGCAAACACUCUACCAAAGCCUUGGAUAUUAUCAAGAAACCUGGAGACUGCACAGUCUGCCCAUCUUUCAAAGAUCACAAAUUAAUCGAACUUCAUUUGAGGCUACCUCGCAACUUAGACUGUCUAAAUAACACUGAUGUUUGUCUAGGUAGACCUGAGCUAAUUAUGAAGAUUGAGCUCAUAGAGAAGCCACUCGAGUGCAGUGACAGUGUAAUGGCCGUGUGGCCACUGAGCAAUUUAGACGCUGCUUGCAGGUACUCCAGUGAAUCUCUUCCCGCACCAUCUUGUUUGGUGACGUCAUGUCACCCAUCAGAAAUUUUGGUGCCCAAGUCUGAUGGUAUUAAAGAACAUCUUAGGCAUGAAGCUAGCUCUAAAAAGAUUUCAGUCAAAAAUAAGCGCAGGGCUAAGAAUCUAAAACGAAUGCUGGAAACUUCUAGUGCUUUUGUUGAAAAGUUUGAAAUUGUACUCAUCCCUAGUGAAAGUCACAAAGUUUGUUUUUGGAAACUGGAUACAACUUUCCGCAAAAACUUGGAACUAAUCAUCCCCUUGAUUAUACUUCCACACAUAAACGUGUUUGAUGGAUCGUUGUUGGCACCGCGAUGGAACGUGGAGUUUUGUCCUGUGUCCAACAGCUCAUCCUACUGGCUACAGGCGUCAGGAGAUGAAGUUUACAUUGUCUAUAGUAACCCGUAUCCUCUUGAGGAGGAGACUACAAUUGUGGUGCAUCUGCACACUGGUCCGUGUGAGCCUCCAAAUUUGGUCGCCCAUGCUCAGAUGUCAUGGACAAGCAGUUCCAGCGGAGGCCGGGCUGUGUACGUCUGCGACGAGCUUUUCAGCAUGCACGGUGCUGCUGAGGUCAUGUGUGAUGAUCGUGGUUCCUGGGGUCCUUUACCUUCUUGUCAUAGUCAAUACAAGAACAAGAGCACAUCAGUGUCUGACGAGCCUGACUCGACCGCCGCUAGUCCGACUCACGAUGGCGCGAUGUGGCUGCUUGCUAAUGGCUCACUGCAUUCAGAAAGGAACAACAAAUCGGCUGGAUAUAGUGCUGGUGAAAGCUCAGACUUCGUCUACUCUCCCGCGGACGGAGCUUUAGACGGCAACGAACCAUUCAUGUUGGAACCGUCAAGAAGUGCGCCGCAUGACGGUACUCAAUCUGGUGACUAUGACGAGGAAGAAGAAGAAGAAGAAGAAGAUGGUAAAGUAGACGGAGGUGACAACUACGACUACAAUGAAACCGAGUACGAUUAUUUGCCUGAAUACAAUACCACCACUAAGAAUCUUACGAGUUUAAUCAACGGAAGCGUGGUUACAUUGAUACCCAACCGCAGCUCAGACGCGUGGGGCAAUUCCAGUUUCACAGACGAUAUCACCGACGUACGAUCUCUACUCAAAGCUCUGUCUAUAGAUGAGAACAAGUUAAUUUACUUCCUGGCUGGAUGUUGUGGCUUGCUUUUGCUGAUCGUUCUGCUCUCUGUUGUCACGUGCUUUCUGAUGCGUCGGCGUAGGCAUCCUGCCCGAGUUGUAAGAAAGUUCGACACUUUCCAGAACCCUAUUUACGAAAAGACUGUUGUGAACGUGCCAUUGGAAGGCGACUUUACUGAAGAUGAAGACGAAAAACGUCCUCCGUCUACCCCGCCACUCGCUCUCAAAGCUGAAAUGGAAGAUCUCAGCGACUCUACCGUGAUGGAGCAGUAAAAUAAUAUGCUACUUUUAAAGCCGGGGCGCCGACAGGAUAACAUUUGAAACUUCGGGGCUAAUGCUUGUGAAGAAUUGAUGAACUACCCCUUGAGCUCAUGAGCUUUCUUGUGGACAAAGUGUCCAUCCUCACCGAUAAUGCACAAAGUUCUGCCAAAGAUCAUAUUUUAUUAAUUUUUUCCCCAUUUUAAUGUGAUAUGUUAACUAUAUCGCAUGUGUCGGAGGAAUGAAGUUUCUCUUUUACUUAAAUUCUGGCAUUUUCUAUCUAAAUCUGCAUGCAGGAAAAAUUAAGUCGCAAAUUGUAUGCCUGCAGCUGUGUAUCCGGCGGUAAUGAUUCAAAUUGUGCCACUAAUUGUACCCCUAAUUGUGCUCCUUAUAUUCUAAGUCGUAUAUAAUGAGAAUACAUAAAUGCAACACUAUAUUCGUUCACAUUUUAAAAUAUUAACUUUGUCUCUUCAUACAUAGCAGUAGGUUUACUCACUUGAUCUGAGGACAUGUGCAUUGGUGACUGUGUGCUUUUAAGUCAUUACUAUAAUUUGACUGUUAUUAUUCUAAAGAUAAUGCUUCACAAUUUUUUUUCGUCCUGUAAGAACCUUUUUAGGGACAUUGAUAAGAUUGCAUGGUAUGUAUGGUACUACUUCUCUUGAUACUCUCAAUAAAACGAUGCCACCUGCUGUGUUGGAUGUUUCGAAAGAAGGCAUUGUAUGAGUAAUUUUUUCAUAGAAGCGGCCUGAUUAUUAAAAGUUGUAAACACGUAUGCAGCGUUUCGCGUUUUAGUAUGUAGAUAACGUGUAAUGGUAGAAAAGUGAAAGUGCAUUAGUCGUCCCGGUGUCUAACUUGAUAAUUGAGUUUUUUUAUUCAUGAAAAAGGUUUAAUCUUCAAUAGAUUUUCUACGAUCACUUAAAGUAUUACAGUAAAGAAAUACUUAGUAUUGUAUCUUUUAUGGGGAUAAUAAAGUAGCAGUAUUACAAAUGUAUAGCCUUCUGCGGCAGAAGUGUAGUCUACUAUAUAUUUUGCUUCGCAUUUUGUCAGAAACCAUAACUGUAACGAACCUGAGAAAUAAGUAAUGUUUCUUCUCUGAAAAAGUUUUGCUGUGUAGACAUGACGCGAAUGUGGCCUGUGUUAUGAAUGUGAAAUAUUUACUUGAAUUCCACCACACCUAAACCCGCCAACAGGCGUUAGCUGUUGAGCAGCUCAUGUGUUCAUCGCAAAUACUUUAUCUUUCAUCAAUGUUUUAACUAUAGAAUUGCCAUGGUUUUAGCUCUCAGAAAGAAAUAGCCGUGUCGUUCGGUUAGUUUCAUUGGAACUGAUGGUAGAUUGUAGCAAAUGCUGUAGAUAAUAUAGACACUAAUUGUGCAGCAGCGGCGAUAAGUUGUAUGCCAUGAAAGGCUGAGUUCCUCAUUUUUUAUAAGUGCUGCUUUUGUCAAAUUCGAAACACGCUCAAUUUUUAGUGCUGGUACAUAUUAAGAAGCUUCCAUAUAAGAAUUUUUUAUAGAUUGCGUCUCGCCAGACGAAAAAUAGUAAAAAUGUUUUCGAAAACUGCAAAUGAAUAUGGAAUAGAAAAUUAUCAAUGAACGAUCAUUCUCCUUCAACUUUUUCAAUAUUUAGAUAAAUGCGUUAGGGGCAGCUAAGCUGUCGAACUCCUACGUUGUACACAAUUAACUCUGCUAUUAUGUAAGGUUAAAGAUUUUCUUCAUCUAUACUGUGGUGAAUGUUGUGAAUUUCAGAUACUUGAAUGUUUCUAUGUAUAAUUCAUGUAGCUUAACGACGUAGCCUUGUGUCCCCCUCUGUCAUAUCGCCAGGUAUCCCGGAGUUCUGAUAGCUGUAGUAGGUAGGAAACUUCAUCAGCGACGAGCCUAAGUAACAAAUUUUCGAAUAGAAUGUUUCUUUAUAAAUCCAUCGAUACAGAUGUUACCAAAAAUGUAAUGACCACAUGAAGCUACCGUAGGUCGUGCGACCUGUUGAAUGCUUAGAAGUUCACAUUAUCAGGCAUACUUACUGUUGCAGAAUAACAGAUCUUAGAUGUGACAUCUAAACUACAAGCUCUUACCUCCGAUUCUCUUGUUGCUGUUCUGCUGUCUAUCAAAAUUAUUGUUUGAAUUCUGAAAUGAUAAUAUAAUAUUACUUCCUUUUUAACAAUAUUUUAAUUUAUUUCUCAUUUACAUGAAUUGCUCCUACAUAGAUCCUAUCAGUAGAUUGACCUCUGAAUAAGUUCAUGCCGUUAUCUUACACAAUCAAUUUAUUAGUUACGAGGUAAAAUGCGGUCUGUUUCUUAGCUCUUUGUUAACUCAUGUCGGAUUGCAUGAAUACCUACGUCACUUUGUACGAUUGUAAAGUCGUACCAUUAUGCAUUCUGACAAAGCUUAAGCCGUAAUUUGUAGCUAGCUUUAUUUUACGUAACCAAAUAAUCAUUAUUUUUAUUACUUUUAUAAUAUUUGCGAGUGUAUGGCAUGAAUGGAACUUUACUCAUCUUUAUCCAAGUGCGAUAUAUUUCUAUAUAGUUUAAUAAUCUAUUUCUGUAAGCGUACGUUAAGCAAGCGUUUCAAUUCUUAUUGUAUCGAUAUAAUUUUCAAAUUGAAGGAAGUAUGAACGGCAGUUUACCCGCCAUUCAGCUGCCAGCGCGUUUCUGCUAUGUUGGUAAUUUGGUGCGGUGCAUUUUAUGUUAUGCACAAUUCAAUAAUUGCUUUUCGUCUCACAACCUUUCGAAUAAUUAUAUUUAAAUAUUUUUGUGGAUAACGUUUUGAGUAAUUUGAUUUAAUAUCUUUGUUGUUCUCCAGUCUUAGGUAUUGGGAUGAAUGUACGCGGUACCGCUAUUAUUAUAUUUUUUACCGUGUUUCAAAAACUCACCUCGAUAAGCAAGUUGUUCACUUCUCGUGCAAUAUCUCAACUGUGCAUUCCGUCAUCGUGUCAUGGAUUAUCCCUACCAUCUCUUUAUUUCCGUGCACUGAUUUUCAUUGCUCAUAACUUACGUUU
Messenger RNA from Hyalella azteca, 5365 nucleotides. RefSeq lists its product as uncharacterized. NCBI's taxonomy places the organism in Eukaryota, Metazoa, Arthropoda, Malacostraca, Amphipoda, Hyalellidae. The coding region runs from base 32 to 2392 and encodes 786 amino acids. The transcript has 6 exons. The record is from RefSeq and is a predicted model, not a curated record.